This is a messenger RNA of Haliotis rufescens (red abalone), 2724 nucleotides long. Its product is annotated as transmembrane 6 superfamily member 1-like. The record is from RefSeq and is a predicted model, not a curated record. The transcript is spliced from 8 exons. NCBI's taxonomy places the organism in Eukaryota, Metazoa, Mollusca, Gastropoda, Lepetellida, Haliotidae. Bases 51 to 1181 code for a protein of 376 amino acids.
GUGGCGGCUUCUUUGAUCUCUCUGACAGUUGCGUACGUACCAGCUUUAACAUGUCGUUGUCUGUUGUCUUGGUAGUCAUUUUGACUUCACUGACUUCCCUUCCGAUUGCAUUUUAUUUGAACAAAACAGAUGCAAUGAAAGAUCAGCGACUUGUUUUCGGAGCAGGGAUGUUAAGUUUAUUGGGAGCAACAGUUCUACCAGCACUUUUCAUGAGGCGGUUCUUCAGAAAUAUCGACCCAGUCAUCUAUGCCUGUGCAUGUUUCUCGUGGAGUUCAGUGAUCGACCUGUUUAUUGGACUAGAACUGGAUGGCUAUGUGUCGGGCUACAUGGGUUUCUAUUUCCUGGAGGGGGAGCCCUACCUGAAGACUGCCUACGGCACCAUGAUCAACUACUGGGACGGCACAGCUCACCUGGCUCUGUAUCUGGCCAUCAUCACACUGUACUGCACUGGGGAGAGUUAUCGCGAGGUGGGACUGUACUGGGUGGGCUCCAUCAUGAACAGUAUGAUCGUGUUUCUGCCUGGAAAUGUCGCAGGAAAGUUUGGUAUCAAGUGGUCGUACUUGCUCAAUGUACCUUACUUGCUAAUACCUAUAGUUGCUGGCUUCAAGUUUAUCAAGCAGAGGCCUUUGUUUGUCAGGUCCUACCUCAGGAUUCCCAGUCUGCUGGAGAGACCAGUUGACCUGCUGUUUGCAGUGUUCUUUAUGUUGUGCUCCAUGGUGGCAGUGUUUAGAGGUAUGGCUGUGCUGGGAGCCAAGUCUGACAUGAUGCACACCUACCUGUCGAAUGUUGAACCCUACCUCAAUGAUCCAAACAUAUAUCCAAAGAUGCAGAUGCUCGUCUACCUGUACUACUACCUGUUCUACUACCUGACUGCUGUCUAUGGCCUCACCUGUCCGGCACAGUCCUGGAUGGCAGACGUGGCUCUCAUACAUGCAGGUGCAGCAGCUCAGGCACAGUUUGUGCACAUCACUUCAUCACUGCACCAUCGCACAGCUGAGUGCUACCAUGCAGCCAUGGAAGGAAGCAGUGGCGCCCUCUUCUGGGGAGUGAAUCUAGCACUUCUGAUUGGUCCUCACCUGUUUGCCUGGCGGUGCGUGAGAAGACCUGACCUGUUUGGGGAGACUUACACUGUAAACACAGCCGAACCAAUCACUGUCUCUUCCCACCGAAAGAGGGAGUAAAUUCCAAAAUGUUGUAAACAAAGUUUUAACAAAGAUAGGUGUUUCAUCGGUGAAACGAUACUGCUAAAAAUGAAUGUGAACAGUGUUUAACAAAGAUAGUUGUUACACCAGAUGAAAAGAUAAUGUUGAGUCAUUGCUAACUAUUUUAAAGUGAUUGAAAAAGAUUGUACUUUUACUCUAAUAUUUUACAUUACCUUGGUGAAGAAAGAAGGAUGAACUUUUUGGCCAAAUUGGCAGAAUUACAUUUGUCAAAUACAUUGAUUUCAGAUGGUGUUAGAAUAAUACCGGUACCUCACCUCAUACUAUUGACUUAAGUCUAGAAAGUCAUUUUUCUACAUGUUCUACAGAUUUCCAUAAUAAUUCAUUGUUUCAGUAAUUGUAGAAUUGGUAGAAGGUAAAAGACAGUGUCAGACAGACAAUCGGAGUGGCAACAUUGCAAAGUUAAAAUGUUGCCUGUCCAGAAUUUUCUAGACUAACAAACAAAAGCAUCAAAAGGGUAAACAUAACAAUUUUACUGUUUAAUGUUAGUUCUCAGAAACUAACAAUAAACUGGUGAAUUUUCAACUUAGUAACUUUUGACCAUCGGGCAUGCAACUUUUCAAAACUGAUCAUCCGUCAGCAAAAUAGACCAUCUCGGACAUGGGUACUUUAAACAUUGUAAUAGAUUAGUGAUAUCUCUGGUAUCUGAAUCCAGUGUUAUAGUGUUGUCAUGUUGUACAUCAGACACAUUGUAUUAAGAGGUAAAUAUGAUACAUAUCGUGACAAGGCUAACAUGAUUCACUAACAUGAGAUAUGAUGUCAGAGAUGCAUACUUAUGGAUAUACAUCUCCCAUUUAUUUUAUACUCAGAUAUAUUUUGUAUAAAUAUAUGUAUGUUUAUUUGCUACUUUUACAUUUUACACACAGCUUUUGCUGUCAUUGUCGGAUUCAAAGUCAUCCCACAUAAUACCUGAGGGGUAACAUCAGGCAGCAACACAGGAGUGAACGCUCCAUAGUAGAUGUCAGUGAAAAUGUCUUGUUGUAUUUGUGAUGCAUGAAUGUGUGAUAUAUUUAAAGGUAUGUGGUUUGUGAAUCUUGAAUAUUUACAUAUUUAUUAUUUCAGUCAUAAAGGAAAGCAAUAUGACAAACAAAGAAUAUUUCUUGGGCUAUUAUUUUAUCAUACAAAACUGGCUUCCACACGAGAUAUUGCUUGUGUGAGAUCAAACAUUGUCUCCUUGGAGAUAUCACAUCAAUAAAAUUACAUCACAAUGCUUUGCAGAUCAUUAUGAUGUUAUUUGUUACCAUGAGUUUUCCUGUUAAUUAACAAACUGGUAAAAUAAUAUGCUUGAAUCAAAAUGUCACUCUACUGAAAAGGUGUCUGUUGCUUGAAUCAAAAUGUCACUCAACUAGGAGGUGUCUGUUGCUUGAAUCAAAAUGUCACUCAACUAGGAGGUGUCUGUUGCUUGAAUCCAAAUGUCACUCUACUCAAGAGGUGUCUGUUACAGUAGUAGGUCCAUAAGUAGUAUACAUCAGUUGUUUGAAUGGGUCUGUAUGUAAAUUAUCUG